AUGCCCAGAAUCGCACAAGGUCCUCGUCAAAAUCUGUCUCAGGGAUCUACUUGUGUUACCACCCUGAAGAACUCCUCUGUCACUCCUGCAUUCCUGCAAAGCACGUUGCAAUCCACCGCUCCCAAGCUCUCCACCUGGUGCAACAGCGACAUGAGGGCAAACACGAAUCUCCGACUGCACCUCGAUGCCAAAUAUCGUCCGAGCAAUGUCAUCUCAGCAAACUCGAGAGUAUUAGCCAUCCCAGACCUCCCCCUGCCCAACAUUCUUCAUCAUCAGAAUGUCGUUCGAGACCUUCCACAGCAAGCGCCCACCACCUUGGAAAUUCCAGUGGAUGGCUUCCUCAACGGCAACGGCAACGACGACUACGUAGCACCAACAUACCUCAAAGUACUGGGUGGAGUGGUGCUGGCAUUGAUCUUCGUGACAGUCAUGUCGAUCUACAUUCACAGCAUCUACACCAUGCUCACUCGCGCGAGGGAAGAGAGGCGUACCUGUUUGAUACGACAGCUCUCUUCAGAUGAACUAGGACUUUCUUCAACCGAAUCAGACCUGGAGUCGGACAUGGACAUUCGAUCAGACGAGCUGACACCACUCCAAAUUGACUGGCUACAUUUUCGCAACGGUCUCGCACGGAGGCUCUCUUCAGCCACGUCAGCCUCAUCAGCAGAGAACAGUGAGCAGGAGCAGACGUCUCUUAACAUCGAUUGGCUCUAUUUUCAGCCAGAGACGCUGAGAAGACAUGCCCGAAACCUCGCACAAUUCCGGGCCAAGGAUUAUUUGGGCGGCCCGGUGCUGUUUGAGCUCUGUGGUUGCCAGAUCUGUAGAUAUACCUAUCAGAAGUUGGGCGGAUCGACGGUUUGA
Messenger RNA from Exophiala viscosa, 861 nucleotides. RefSeq lists its product as uncharacterized. Lineage: Eukaryota; Fungi; Ascomycota; Eurotiomycetes; Chaetothyriales; Herpotrichiellaceae. Bases 1 to 861 code for a protein of 286 amino acids. The transcript has a single exon. The record is from RefSeq and is a predicted model, not a curated record.